UCAAAAAGGCCUGACUGUCUUUUUGCUCCCUCUUUAUAACAUUAAAGUCGAUGUUUGAAAGAUGGAAACAAACAUGUAAUUAAUAGAUAAAAUUAUUUCUGUUGUUAUUUUGACUUAUCAUUUUCUUUGGACGAGUUGGGUGUUAAAUUACCACCGUAUUUAUGAAUAAGGUACUUUUGUUUGAUGUGUCAUAUUAACUGUAGCUCUAAGCAAUAGUCCAGUUGCAAAAUGAGUGAUUCACAGCCUGCGGAGACUAAAAUUAUCUAUUACAAUGGCGAUGAUGAUGUACCGGUGUUAAUACGGCUUGCUGUUCCCCCAGACCAAGUGACUUUAAGGGACUUUAAAUCUGCCAUCAACAUUCAAUCAUCCUGUGAACAUAAAUUUUUUUUCAAAACGAUUGAUGAAAAUGUUGGUAUAGUUAAAGAGCUGAUAACAGAUGAUGAUGCUAAGUUGCCCUUUUUCAAAGAUAACAUUAUUUGUUAUGUAGAAUCUCAGCUUCACGAUGACACAGCCUGCAUGUGUGAUGUUGGUCAGAGUAGAUUUCUUCCAAAUCAACAUCUUCAUUCUCAUUCUCAUCUUCAUCCUCAUCCUCACCCUCACUCUCACCCACCUCACUAUCAUCAUCAAUAUGACUACUAUCCAGAUGAUGAUACAAGCUCAAGGAUCUCAACCUCGACAAAUGAAACUUCAGUAAGCCGUUACAAUCCGCUUAGUGUGAUGCGAAGGAAACGUGCCAUGUCCGUCGCAUCCUCUGUCUCUAGUGUAACAGAUUCUUCAGCUAGUUGUUUUCCUGGGCAAGCAAUCAAAACAGUUACCCUCAAUUUAGACGGUAAAAACUUUCUAGGUAUGAGCUUAGUUGGUCAAGCAAGUUCCUCUGAAAAUGGAGGAAUUUAUGUUGGAUCAAUCAUGAAAGGAGGAGCAGUCGCUGCGGAGGGGACUAUUCAACCUAACGAUAUGAUUCUUCAAGUAAAUGACCAUGUUUUAUCAAAUAUGACAAAUGACCAGGCAGUUGAAAUACUCCGAGAAGCUGUUCAAAAACCAGGACCAAUUAAACUUGUGGUUGCCAAGAUUCUUGAACCUAACCUUGACAAUUAUUUCACUAUCCUUCGAGAAGAGCCAAUUCAACCUCUCAAUUUAGAAGCCUGGAUUCAAACCACUGAAGCUGCCACUGGAUUAAACGAGGCCAUUGAUCACCCUUCAUCAGGAUCUGUUAGUCAUUCCUCAAUGCCUAUUUCUGAGCGACAUCAUCUCUUAUCUGAAAUGCCAGAACUUUCAUUAACAAACAGUACCAUGUUUACAAUUGCCAAAGUUGCAGCCAGACCAGAUAGCGGAUUGAUUAUAAAAGACAGAAAGUGGCUAAAAAUUAGAAUUGCAAAUGCUUUCGUAGGCCGGGAUUUAGUGGACUGGUUAUAUAAAAAGGUCAGAGGGUUUAGUUCAAAGAAAGAAGCGUAUAAAUAUGCUAAGCAAAUGUUGAAAUCUGGCUAUAUCAAAAUUACUGUAGCUAAAAAGUUUUCCAAAAAUUGCUACUAUGUGUUCGACGAGAGCGUUUUUUGCGAAGAUGAUUCUCUUCAAGCUGAGCAGGCUUCAAUUGCAGCCGAAAUCACAGCUUCGCAAAUGAAAGAGAGACAAUUCGCUAGAGCUGGAAUCAAAAAAUUUUCGGAAGACAACAGAAUCAAAGAUGGUAUUGGUAUACAUUUAUUGCUCAAAUUGAUUAUGGGCUCAUUGCCUAAAUGGUCAUUACUCGACCCUAAGAGAGGUGUUCACUCUGGUGCUAAUGUAAAUGAUAGAUCUUCAGCUUCAACUUCAAACUGGGUCAAUGGAGGCUCAUCAUCUUCUUCAUCAUCCUCAUCAUCAUCAUCUGCAAUAUGUAAUGCCUCUUCCACCUCGUCGUCGUCUUCUGCAUCAGGAAAUAGACCUUCAAAUAGUAACAUUAACACAAGUGGUUAUGGUGCUCCAACUGGAAUAAGGCCUAGAGUUGAAGAUGAUUCAGACGAGAAUCUUCCACCUGGAUGGGAAAUACGAUAUGACCAAUACAAUCGGAAAUACUAUGUUGAUCAUAAUACAAGAAGUACAACAUGGGAGAAACCACAAAGAUUACCUCCUGGUUGGGAGUUAAGGAUAGACCCGAGAGGUCGUGUUUACUAUGUAGAUCAUAAUACCAAGACAACUACUUGGCAACGACCAACUGAAAAUACCUUACGUAUUUUUAAUGAAUGGCAAUCAUCACAAGGCCAGGUUAUGCAACAAUGUGGUCAACGAUAUAUGUAUGCUACUCCCCAAAUGGAUCGCGGCUCAACAUCUAAUACUGUAUCUAAUGGAGAAUCUAGCGAAGCAUCAGCUGUUCUUCCACAAUCAGCUGGUCCAAGUGGCAUCAGUGUUAACCCUUUAAGUCUAUCUUCACUAGCAUCAGCAGCAAACAUUGUUCCUGCCACCAAUUCGGUAAAAAAAGAAGGAAAUUCUUACGAAGAGCCUUUACCUGAAGGCUGGGAACGUCGUCUUGAUCCAAAUAAUCGUGUUUAUUAUGUUAAUCAUAAGAAUAAAACAACUCAAUGGGAAGAUCCUAGAACUCAAGGAAAAUUUAUUCCAACUUUACAAAGUGGGCUGAAUGGAGCUAAUGGUUUAAAUGGUGCAACCAAUUAUGAUCUUUUACCAUUACCUAAAGGUUGGGAAAUUAGAUACACCAAAGACGGCGAAAGAUAUUUCGUUGAUCACAAUAGGAAAUCAACUACAUUUCAAGAUCCAAGGAUCCCUGUUGAAAAUGGUGAUAUCAAUGCAUCCGCUGCAACAAACUUAAUAACAUAUGAACGCUGUUUUCGUGCUAAACUUCAUCAAUUCCGUUAUCUGUGUCACAUUAAUGCAUUGCCUUCUCACAUUAAGAUAUGUGUCUCUCGGACAAAUAUUUUUGAAGAUUCUUUCCAUCAAAUCAUGAGAGUUCCUCCCCACGAAUUACGUCGAAGAUUAUUCAUUACAUUUAAAGGUGAAGAAGGAUUAGACUACGGAGGAAUUGCUAGAGAAUGGUUUUUCCUUCUCUCUCAUCAAGUUCUUAAUCCAAUGUAUUGUCUUUUCGAAUACGCUGGUAAAAACAAUUAUUCCCUUCAAAUCAAUCCAGCCUCUUCGGUUAAUCCAGAUCACCUAUUAUACUUUAGAUUCAUUGGCCGGUUCAUUGCAAUGGCCCUGUUUCAUGGUAAAUUCAUUUAUUCUGGAUUUACUCUGCCUUUCUAUAAGCGAAUGCUUGGUAAAAAACUUGUUAUGAAAGAUAUCGAAUCAAUUGACCCCCAAUUUUACAAUAGUCUUGUUUGGAUCAAAGAGAAUAGCCUUGAAGACAUUGAAGAUGGAAUGGAACUUUAUUUUACUGUUGAUUAUGAAAUUUUGGGCCAACUCAAGAGCACGGAACUUAAAGAAGGUGGAUCAGAUAUUCGAGUGACUGACGAGAACAAAGAUGAGUAUUUAAGACUUAUCAGUGAUUGGCGUUUCAGUCGAGGGCAAGAAGAACAAACCAAAGCCUUAUUAGACGGUUUUAAUGAGGUUUUGCCUCUAGAAUGGCUCCACUAUUUCGAUGAAAGAGAAUUAGAACUUCUUCUAUGUGGUAUGCAAGAAAUCGACAUUGAAGAUUGGCAAAAGAACACCAUUUACAGACAUUAUAGUAGAGGAAGUAAACAAAUCCAAUGGUUCUGGACAUUUGUGAAAGAAGGUAUGGACAAUGAAAAGAGAGCUCGUCUUUUACAGUUUGUAACUGGUACCUGUAGAGUUCCUGUUGGAGGUUUUGCCGAACUAAUGGGUUCUAAUGGACCACAAAGAUUUUGUAUUGAAAAAGUUGGCAAAGAAACUUGGUUACCCAAAAGUCAUACUUGUUUUAAUCGACUCGACUUGCCACCUUACAAAUCGUACGAACAGUUAGUUGAAAAGUUAACUUAUGCCAUUGAAGAAACGGAAGGAUUUGCCCAGGAAUGAUGAUAAAACAAUUACAAAUUUGACCAAUAAUUAACAAAAACUAUAUUUAUAAAUUUACAAAUUUCGUGAUUUGCAUAGAAUCAAGCCCGGAAAGCCUGGACAGUGCUAGAUAAAGCGACCAGGGUUACCAUCAUUUCCGAUAAUCUAACAUCGUAUCAAAUUUUAAAAUUAAAUCUAAUGUGACUAUAUAGCUUAAUGAAAACGAUGAUGUAUAUUCAUGAAAUAAUCUGUGAGAAGCAAAUUAAGAUUAUAUAUACAGUUUAUAUAAAUAAAAGUGACACCAAUGUACUAAACUUCAAAUUAA
Molecule: messenger RNA, 4255 nt
Organism: Tetranychus urticae (two-spotted spider mite)
Lineage: Eukaryota; Metazoa; Arthropoda; Arachnida; Trombidiformes; Tetranychidae
Source: RefSeq, a predicted model, not a curated record